This is a messenger RNA of Dioszegia hungarica, 2244 nucleotides long. RefSeq lists its product as uncharacterized. The record is from RefSeq and is a predicted model, not a curated record. The transcript has 5 exons. Gene Ontology annotation, biological process: transcription initiation at RNA polymerase II promoter; positive regulation of transcription elongation by RNA polymerase II. The coding region runs from base 1 to 2244 and encodes 747 amino acids. Gene Ontology annotation, molecular function: TFIIF-class transcription factor complex binding; RNA polymerase II general transcription initiation factor activity; DNA binding. NCBI's taxonomy places the organism in Eukaryota, Fungi, Basidiomycota, Tremellomycetes, Tremellales, Bulleribasidiaceae. Gene Ontology annotation, cellular component: transcription factor TFIIF complex; nucleus.
AUGUCUGCAGCAUCCGCAUCUGCCUUCCUGCGAAAGCGCAAGGAUAAGCGCCCGGUCAUCUCGCGCUUUCCGGCGAACGGCGGAUCAGCAGCUGCAGGUGUCGCAGGUCCUUCGAAUCCGGGUCCGUCUCAGCACCUCCCACCUGCGACUGCGCCCAAGGCCGAGCACAAUGCUGCCCCUACCGAUACUUCCAGCCUCGUGGAAAUCAAGCUGUUCUCGGCGCCCCCCUCCGCCCUGCGUGACACCCGGUACAAUCUCAUGAAGCUCAACUACGCACGCGACUAUGACCCGACCAAUAUUCCCCGUCCCAUCCUUCUCAAUCGCAAACAACCCGGUCCGCGCGCACCACCCACCUUUGCUUUUGACGAAGACGGCGGAAUCAUCGGAAAGUACAAAUACGAUGAAGAAGGGAAGCCUGUUAUGGGGGAGAAUGGGCUGCAGGUGAUUGAUAUCAAGGAGAAGGCGGAUUUGUCACUUAUAGGGGGAUCGGAGCAGAAGAAGGUGCGGAAGAAGGCGAUCAAGGAGGUGUAUCAUCAGGAGAAGGAGGUGAUGCGGCUCAGGAGGGAGGAGGCUACGCCGUGGAUAUUGGAAACGGGGAAUCCGAGGGAUGAGGCGCAAGAGCCGGCAGGGGGAAAGCUGCCAGAGCAUUGGGUGGGGAGAUACGUCGACCCACACUCGCUCCCGACGGUGCUGUUUGUCAACGAUGGACAGAGCGAGGGGUUCCAGGUAAUACCCUUGGGGCGGACAUACAAGUUCGAGCCGGAACGGCCAUUCAAGGUGUUGGACCCGGAUGCGUCUCACAAGCUGUAUGAGCAUCAGACCAAGUUCAAGGUUCAUGACCGGUGGGCUCAGCGAGAAGGCGGACGGGCGAGCGCGCAUGUCCCGAUCGCAGGGCAAUCAAGUGGAGGGGCAGCACAGCAAGUCAAGCGGGAGGUGGGGCACGAUCUACGCGGAGAAGCUAGGGCGAGGGCGAUGGAGCAGCGCAUCAAGCUGCAGAGUGGGCAAGGACAGAGGAAGGCCAAGGUGGAGCGGUUCGAUGAUGACCUGAAGAGGGAGGGACGGGCUAAGACCCAGGGGCUCGAAGGUGGUGCUGGCGAGGAGCUAGAUUAUGAUGAGAAGGACGACUUCCAGGACGACGACGAUGUCAAUACCUUCUACCGGGAUCAGGAUGAAGAGGAGGAAGCUAAGGCUACCGAGGACCGACUCAAGAAGGAGUAUCGUAUCGCCAAUGCUACCGUCGGAGAUCGGCCGCAGAUUGAGGACGAGCUGGAAGAUGAGCUGGACCUGUUUGGUGACAAGGAGUUGACGAGGGAUGGGCGCAAGCUGCGGAAGAUGAUGCGGAAGCGGCGGGGAAGCGAGGACCUGUUUGACAUGUCUGAUGAUCAGGAUUCUGACGAGUCGGACGGAGAAACCCCUGACAAGAAGAAGGAGAAGGAGAAGGAGGCGGAUAAGGGGAAGAGCAAGGAGGUGCAACCGCCAGGAUCGGCGGACCGCCCAUCUCGUCCGCCGUCUCGCGCUGGCCCCGGCCCCAAUCGAUCCGAGCGCGGAGUCACUUCCCCCGGCAAUGCCAACCGACACCUAUCGCCCACUCCUACAAAGGGCAAGUCCUCUACCGCCCCUCCCGUAUCCGGCGCAUCCUUCAUUGCUCAGCGUGCAACGGGUCGAGGCGUCUCCCCUGCCAGUCGGAGCCGGCAUACCAGUCCCCGUGCCGGCAGCCCGGAUGCUACUGGCGCGUCAAGGAGUCGGGCCGGCUCUCCCGCCAUGUCUGCUCCCGGUCGUGCGCCGUCCCCGGCCGUCGCCUCGCGCGAGGGGUCUCCCAGCGCGACUGCUGUACCCAGAAUCAAGAUCAAAAACCCCUCCGUCGCCCCUAGCGGUACCGCCUCCCCUGUUCCCUCCCCCAAUGCCGGUAAUUCCAAGCGCAAACCCUCUCCCGCACCCGGCGCUGGCGAUCCUCCUCGCAAGAAGAAGAAGGGCAGCAAUACCCCCACGCCAGCGCCAGAGGACAUGGAGCCAUUCCAGGGCAUGAUCACCAAGGACGAGAUCAUCGACUGGUUCCGCAGUCGCCCGUCGGACCGUGUGCUCAUGAACGAGGUCAUCCUGGCAUUCAAGCCGAAGAUCAUGAGCCCACCGACGCCGGAGCUGAAGGAGCGGAAUCAGAAGGUCUUCAUGUCUUUGAUUGCGCUGGUGACUGUCAAGGUGGAGGCGAAGACGUUGCAAUUCAAGGCGGAGUAUAGGCAGAAAUGA